Messenger RNA from Labeo rohita (rohu), 1411 nucleotides. It is a transcript of the gene sap30l, whose product is annotated as sap30-like. Gene Ontology annotation, biological process: regulation of DNA-templated transcription. Gene Ontology annotation, molecular function: transcription coregulator activity; protein binding. The transcript has 4 exons. Gene Ontology annotation, cellular component: histone deacetylase complex. The record is from RefSeq and is a predicted model, not a curated record. Lineage: Eukaryota; Metazoa; Chordata; Actinopteri; Cypriniformes; Cyprinidae. The coding region runs from base 346 to 882 and encodes 178 amino acids.
UGCUACAACUUCCGGUUUCUGGCAGGACAUGUUUCAUUGUAUGUACAUUGUUAAAAUGGGCUCGACUGUUGCUCGGUAGUUUGGAGCGCGUCAAAUCUGCAGUUUCCGCGCGGACACGGUCGGUUCUCCUGCAUCGGACGUGACAGUUCGGCUGCUCCGGUGAAGUCGCGGGAUCUUUAGCGAACCGCAUCCGAAGUCUUGCAGAGAUUGUCGUUCUGGACGCUUCGCUCAGCGAGCCGUUCGUUCAUUCGCGGCGUCAGCGGCGCGUUCAACUCUUCCGAACGCAUCGAGUUUGCUGCGUUCAGCUGCGUUCAGCUCGCCCGCUUCUCCCUGGAAGUGCCCGUUAUGAACGGGUUCAGCACGGAAGAGGACAGCCACGACGGCCCGCCCGCCCCGCCGUUCUUCGGCCAGAGCUGCUGUCUGAUCGAGGACGGGGAGCGCUGCGGCCGCUCGGCUGGAAACGCCUCCUUCAGCAAGCGCAUCCAGAAGAGCAUUUCCCAGAGGAAGCUCAAGCUGGACAUCGACAAGAGUGUUCGGCACUUGUACAUCUGUGAUUUCCACAAGAACUUCAUCCAGAGCGUUCGCAACAAACGCAAGAGGAAGACCAGCGACGACGGAGGAGAGUCGCCCGAUCACGAUGUCGAAGUCCCCGAGGUGGAUCUGUUCCAGCUUCAGGUCAACACACUGAGACGUUACAAGAGGCACUACAAAAUCCAGACCAGACCUGGACUCAACAAAGCCCAGCUCGCAGAGACCGUGAGCCGCCAUUUCCGCAAUAUUCCAGUCAAUGAGAAGGAGACGCUCACGUACUUUAUUUAUAUGGUGAAGAGCAGUAAAAGCCGGCUGGACCAGAAAUCAGACGGGAGCAAACAAGUGGAAUGAAGGUCCCUCGCGCUGAUCUCAAAGCAGCAGAAGGUCAUUAUUUAUGACAUGCAGAUGUUAGCUGGCUUUAUGAUUCCUCUUUGAAUACUUACUGUGUUUUUUGUACAUACGGGAGUCACUACAGUCACACGCUCGUGUAGUGAUGAUGAUGAUGAUGUGCCAAACCCCACAGUAACACCAACAAACCAACGGCGUCUCCAAUGUUCAGAUUUCACCGUUUAUCCAGCGAGGACCUGAUUGAAAGCAUGACAGACUGAAUGACUGCAGAUUUGUUCUCUCGUGUCAAAUGUUUUGUGCUUAUCACACUUAAACUACAGCAGAUCCUCCCAGAAGAGCUGGACCGUGACGCACUGAGGCUUUUUGUUUUUCGUUUCUUUUUGUUUUCAGUCUGUUUCACAUCCAUGUCGCUGCUUUUAUAUGACUGCUGUAUAUCUGCUCUAUAUAGCAUUUUUUGUAGAUUGUAAUGUUAGUUUUCUUCCUUCCUUUGUUUGAAAUAAUGCGUCUAAAUACAGUUCUUGUGGCACUACUA